Messenger RNA from Daucus carota subsp. sativus, 3770 nucleotides. Its product is annotated as probable LRR receptor-like serine/threonine-protein kinase At3g47570. The transcript is spliced from 2 exons. The record is from RefSeq and is a predicted model, not a curated record. The coding region runs from base 66 to 3128 and encodes 1020 amino acids. Lineage: Eukaryota; Viridiplantae; Streptophyta; Magnoliopsida; Apiales; Apiaceae. Gene Ontology annotation, molecular function: protein kinase activity; protein binding; ATP binding. Gene Ontology annotation, biological process: protein phosphorylation.
UUUUGCCGGAUGUUCAGUACCAAUACUUCACCCCUGCUGCAGUUUCUAUUUUGUAUAGCUCAACCAUGACUUUCAAAUUUCUCCGAUUUAACAUUAUCCUGAUAUUUGUGCUGGGAACCUCGACAACAUUUGUAUAUUCAUUUUCAAACAAUGUCACUGAUCAACAGGCUUUGGUUUCAUUCAAGUUAUUAAUAACAGAGGACCCCUCUGGUGUGCUAGAGUCAUGGAACAAUUCCUUCCACUUCUGUCAUUGGACAGGCAUUACAUGCAGCCGCAGCAGACAGAGGGUAACCGUACUCGACCUCUCAUCACUAGGCUUGGCGGGUACAUUGUCUCCUCAUAUUGGAAAUCUCUCAUUUUUAAGGACAAUAUACCUCUAUGAAAACCGUUUACAUGGCUUGAUUCCCAGUGAAAUUGGUCGACUUUUUCGCCUACAACAUCUUUCUAUGGGAAACAACACUUUUCAAGGUGGAUUUCCUGCCAAUCUGCUUCAUUGCAGAGAUAUCACAUACAUGAAUUUGGAAAGCAAUGAUCUUGAAGGAAAACUGCCCACUGAUUUUUCUUCCUGGUCUAAGCUUAAUGUGUUUUCUGUUGCGCGGAACCAUUUUGAUGGAUCCAUCCCACCUUCAAUAGGGAACAUAUCAUCUCUUCGUGCUCUUUAUUUAGCUGAUAAUACUUUAGUUGGGGAGAUACCUCAGGAAGUGGCUCAUCUCACAAAACUAGAGGUUCUUGGUUUGUCAGGAAACAGGUUGUCAGGUAUGGUUCCCCUACCACUUUACAACAUUUCGUCCCUCCUUUCUCUUGGUCUAGAAGAUAAUAGGUUUAAAGGAACGCUUCCACCAGGUUUUGGCUUCACCCAGCUUCCCAGACUGCAACAGUUCUCCGCUGGAAAUAACACUUUUACGGGCCCUCUUCCACCUUCGAUAGCUAAUGCAUCCAAUCUUGUCAUCCUUGACCUAUCAUUUAACAACAUAAUUGGGCCUAUACCAAAAAAUUUGGGUAGCCUUCUUAAUAUUGAAUGGCUAGCGCUGGGUCAUAAUCCACUUGGAGAGAAUAUGCAGUCUAAUGAAUGGAGCUUUUUCAAUUCCUUGGUUAAUUGUACCCAUCUAAGGACGUUGGGCUUACACGAGAAUAGUUUAAGAGGGGAGCUCCCUAGUUCCAUUGCAAAUCUCUCCACCACUGUGGAAGACCUGUAUCUGUAUGGGAACCACAUAUACGGAAGCAUACCUCAUGAAAUCGGAAAACUUGUCAACAUGAUACAUCUUAAUUUUGAAGUCAACUUCUUAACGGGGAGUAUUCCACAAUCAAUAGGAAGAUUAUCAAAGUUAGGUGGGUUAUAUUUGAGUGAAAACAACAUUUCAGGAGUGAUUCCAACUUCCUUUAGCAACAUUACUAACUUAGUUGAACUCUAUUUAGAUGGUAAUGUGCUCCAAGGAAGCAUACCCACUAAAUUGUUUAACAUCUCAACUCUAGAGGACCUAUUCCUCGCUAACAACAUGCUUAGAGGGGUAAUACCCGAAGAAAUUGUGUUUCUUUCUCAUUGUAUUUCCCUUAAUUUGUCUCAGAAUUUAGUCACCGGUCCACUUCCAUCCAACAUUGGAAGCUUGAAACAUUUGGCUAGACUAGAUCUUUCAUAUAACAAACUAACAGGAGAUAUACCCGCCACUCUUGAAGGAUGUUUGAUGUUGGAGGAGCUAUAUAUGGGAGGAAACCUUUUCCAAGGUAAAAUUCCAUCCUCUUUCAAAGCUUUGAAAAAUCUUGCAUAUCUAGAUAUUUCCAACAAUAACAUCUCUGGGAGUAUUCCAAGUUUUUUUGAUGGGUUUCAUCAAAUUAUAUUCCUCAAUCUGUCGCAUAACAAGCUUGAAGGUGAAGUUUCAAAGGAAGGUCUGUUUUCAAAAGUUAGCACUUUUUCAGUCGUUGGAAAUUGGGAACUUUGUGGAGGUGUUCAAGCACUGCAUUUGCCUUCUUGUCCAGACAAAGUUUCCAGGAAGAAGAAAAAAACAUUUGCCUUAAGAACAAUACUGAUCUUAGUUCUUGUACCCCUUGGUGUCUUGUUAGCAUGUCUUGCUUUAAUUUCAUACCGACGUCUAAAUUACAAGAAGUUGAAUGAGCCUGUUUCAGGAUUGAAGGAUGACCACUAUCCCAAACUUUCAUACCAAGACCUUCUACUAGCUACAAAUGAGUUUUCUCCGGACAAUUUGAUCGGUGAAGGAAGAUAUGGUUCUGUUUACAAAGGACAUCUUGAAUCAGUGGAACACUUAGUUGCUGUGAAGGUACUAAACGGUGAAAUACAUGGAGCCAACAAGACAUUUUUGGCAGAGUGUGAAACAUUAAGGAACAUUCGCCAUCGGAAUCUUAUCAAGAUCAUCACAGCAUGCUCUAGCAUUGAUUUUAAGGGCAAUGACUUCAAGGCAUUGGUUUUUGAGUUCAUGACUAAUGGGAGUCUAGACAGUUGGUUGCAUCCAGGUCCUUCUUAUCAAGGGUAUGAAAGAAACUUGUCUGUACUCCAAAGAUUAAAUAUUUCCAUUGAUGUUGCAUUAGGAAUAGAUUAUCUGCAUCAUCACACCCAUGCAUGUAUCAUUCAUUGCGACCUAAAGCCAAGUAACAUUCUUCUUGAUGAGAAUUUUGUGGCUCGUAUCGGUGAUUUUGGUUUGGCAAGGUUCUGCUUUUCGACAACAACUGACAUCAAUCAAGCACAAAUGAGUUCAACUGGUGUCCGUGGAACAGUGGGAUAUGUUCCUCCAGAAUAUGGAAUGUUUGGAGAGAUAUCUACAAAGGGAGACGUGUAUAGCUAUGGCAUUCUUCUACUACAAAUUUUCUCGGGGAAACAGCCAACAGAUAACAGCAUAUUAAUAGAUGGCGGUGAUAAUCUUCAUGACUAUGUGAAGAAGGCACUCCCGCAAAGAGUGAUGGACAUUGCUGACCCGCGGAUAUCACUAGAUCAAGAAGAACAUGGAUUGACUGUCAAUCAAUCAUACAACAGGGCUAUUAUGGAGGUAUGCCUGGAAUCAAUAUUUGAAGUGGGGUUAUUAUGUUCAGAAGAGUUGCCACAAAAGCGCAUUGACAUUAGUGUUGCUAUUAAGAAGUUACAUAUAGCAAAAGAGAAACUUCUGCAGCUCAGGCACUAACAUAUGUGAGAAUUUUUAUAUUUACUCUUCUAUAAAUACAGUCAAUCUCCUAAUGAUACAACUUUGCAUGUAUGUUAAUUGACUUAAAGCAUUCUAUAGUACCAUCAGGUUCCCUUGUUUUUUUGUAUUGGCUAAUCUGGAUCUGUAUUGCCUAAUUUGUACCUGUUUACAGUUGCUAAACCAUUUUGUGAUCAGGUAACUGAUACUCGCAACUUAGGUCUGGUGUGUAUCAAGUUCAGGCUUUAAGAUUCUUGACUUGAUUGAUUUUUUGCAUAGCUUCUAUUGUUACCACCUAGUUUGAUUUUAUAUGUUCUUCUCUACCAGGUGAAUAAAUGUUUUAUCUGAUGUUUUUACAAGGGAAACUAUUUGUACCGCAUGCUUCACUACCUGCGCCUUGUAUCCUACUUCUGGAGGACAUUCCCGAAGACAAGUACAUGGGUGGUUUACUGAAGGUGAAUGGAUCUGUUGCAUAGACACAAAAUAGUAUCUCUGUAUUAUAGAGAGUUUUAAUGAACCUGGCAUGUUGUGGCUUUGUAAUUCGCGUGAAUGAAUCUGAUACAUGUUGUCGUGUCUUUCUUGGCCUUUUAUAUUAUCUGUACUCUGUUGUAUUUGCUACAUCAAAUGGGUUAAGGGUAAUAGAAA